Molecule: messenger RNA, 4512 nt
Organism: Mauremys mutica (yellowpond turtle)
Lineage: Eukaryota; Metazoa; Chordata; Testudines; Geoemydidae
Gene: NTRK2
Product: neurotrophic receptor tyrosine kinase 2
Exons: 18
Coding region: 569-3031 (820 amino acids)
Biological process (GO): multicellular organism development; protein phosphorylation; cell surface receptor protein tyrosine kinase signaling pathway
Cellular component (GO): axon; signaling receptor complex; plasma membrane
Molecular function (GO): brain-derived neurotrophic factor receptor activity; brain-derived neurotrophic factor binding; ATP binding
Source: RefSeq, a predicted model, not a curated record
GGCUAUUGGCAUCUUGUUCUAGGCACCCUCCUCUCUCUACCCUCCCUCCUUCCUGGUUGCUUUUGUCUUUUUUUUUUUUUUUUGGAAUUUCAGGCUCAUUUUAUGGAGUUUCGGCCCCUCUCUGCGUCAGCCCCACGUCACUUUGCCAGCAGCUCCUGAGCUUGGGCUCGAGCAGGAGCCUGGGCUGCUUUAUUAUCAGCUGGAGGAAGGAGACGGUGCGUAAAGGGCAGAGCCAGGAGCCGCGAGCCCCCCGGCAGCAGCAGCGCGCCGAUUGCUCUCCCCCAGGCAGCAGUAGCGGCCGGAGCAGGCAGCGCCCCCGCAGCUCCGCCGCCUCCAGUGCUCGCCCCGAGCGGCCCCGGGCAGGCGGCGGGGAGCGGAGGCGUCGCUCCUGCCCGGCCCAGCGCGCCCAUGUGAGCCCAGCCGGGGCCGGCACCGGCACCGAGCCCUCCCGCAGCAAGAUGCCCGAGUCCCAGCCGCUCUGAAGCGCCCAGGAGGCUCCGCACACGCCGGGACGGUCGCUGGAGGAGGCCGUCGGGGCAGCGGGCAGCGCUGGAUUGAUCGGGGCAGCAUGGUGUCCUGGCGCAGGAGGUGGCAGGGGCCCGGCCUGGCCCGGCUCUGGGGCUUCUGCUGCCUGGUGCUCGGCUCCUGGAGAGCUUUGCUCGCCUGCCCGGCGCCUUGCACAUGCAGCGCCUCGCGGAUCUGGUGCAGCGAGUCCGCGCCGGGCAUCGUGUCCUUCCCGGUGCUGGAGAGAAGCGCCGAGCGGGAGAACAUCACCGACAUUUACAUUGCAAACCAGCGGAAAUUAGAAAGCAUCAAUGACAAUGAAGUUGGACUUUAUGUUGGACUGAAAAAUCUAACCGUGGUGGAUUCAGGCUUAAAGUUUGUGGCCCGUCAGGCAUUUCUGAAAAACACCAACCUGCAGUACAUUAAUUUCUCCAGAAACAAGCUCUCCAGUUUGUAUAAGAAGACUUUCCGCCAUCUGAAUUUGUCUGAUCUGAUUCUAGUGGACAAUCCAUUCAAGUGUUCCUGUGAUGUUAUGUGGAUCAAGAUAUUUCAGGAGACCAAGUUUUCUAACCCAGAAACUCAGGAUUUUUACUGCAUAAAUGACAACAACAAGAGGAUACCUCUUUCGGACAUGCAGAUCCCCAACUGCGGCUUGCCCUCAGCGAACUUGAGUGUUUAUAACCUCACUGUUGUGGAAGGAAGGAGCACUACACUGUACUGCGAAGCUACUGGGGUGCCAUCUCCCAAUGUAUCCUGGGUUGUCGCUAAUCUUGUUUCAAAACAUGAGAGUAAUACAAGUAAGAAUCCUGCUUCCCUAACCAUAAGGAAUGUUUCAUCUAAGGACAGUGGAAUACGGAUUUCAUGUAUAGCAGAAAAUAUUGUGGGAGAAGACCAAGCUUCUGCUGACCUUGUGGUGUUCUUUGCACCAAAUAUCACAUUUAUUGAACCUCCAACCCCGGACCACCACUGGUGCAUUCCAUUCACUGUGAAAGGGAACCCCAAACCCUCAUUGCAGUGGUUCUAUGAAGGGGCUAUACUGAAUGAGUCUGAAUACAUCUGUACUAAAAUACACGUUAGCAAUCAAAGUGAAUACCAUGGCUGCCUUCAGUUGGACAACCCUACCCAUUUGAACAAUGGUGCUUAUACCUUACUGGCGAAGAAUGAGUAUGGAGAAGAUGAAAAAAGGGUUGAUGCUCAUUUCAUGUCAAUGCCUGGGGAUGGUAGUGGCCCAAUCCUGGAUCCUGAACUUUAUGAUUAUGAAACCACGCCUAAUGAUAUUGGGGACACCACGAAUAACAGUAAUCAAAUCACUUCUACGGAUGUUUCCAACAAAGAGAAUGAAGAUAGCAUCACUGUGUAUGUUGUGGUGGGGAUUGCAGCAUUAGUGUGCACUGGCCUAGUGAUAAUGCUCAUUAUUCUGAAGUUUGGAAGACACUCCAAGUUUGGGAUGAAAGGUCCUUCUUCAGUUAUCAGCAAUGAUGAUGAUUCGGCAAGUCCCCUCCAUCACAUUUCGAAUGGGAGUAACACUCCAUCAUCUUCUGAGGGCGGCCCAGAUGCUGUCAUCAUUGGAAUGACAAAGAUUCCUGUCAUUGAAAACCCCCAGUACUUCGGAAUCACCAACAGUCAGCUCAAGCCUGACACAUUUGUUCAGCACAUCAAACGACACAAUAUUGUUCUAAAAAGAGAGCUGGGAGAAGGAGCCUUUGGGAAAGUCUUCUUGGCCGAGUGCUAUAACCUUUCUCCAGAACAGGACAAGAUCUUAGUGGCGGUGAAGACACUGAAAGAUGCCAGUGAUAAUGCUCGGAAAGACUUCCACCGAGAGGCAGAAUUGCUGACUAACCUACAGCAUGAGCACAUUGUGAAGUUUUAUGGCGUGUGUGUGGAAGGUGAUCCACUCAUCAUGGUUUUUGAGUACAUGAAGCACGGAGAUCUGAAUAAAUUCCUCAGGGCACAUGGACCAGAUGCAGUACUGAUGGCAGAAGGCAACCUUCUAGCUGAGCUGACCCAGUCCCAGAUGUUGCACAUUGCCCAGCAGAUUGCAUCCGGCAUGGUUUACUUGGCAUCACAGCACUUUGUGCAUCGUGAUCUUGCCACCCGGAACUGCCUGGUUGGUGAGAACUUGCUGGUGAAGAUUGGAGAUUUUGGAAUGUCCAGAGAUGUGUACAGUACUGAUUACUAUAGGGUUGGUGGUCACACCAUGUUGCCCAUUCGUUGGAUGCCUCCUGAGAGUAUCAUGUACAGGAAGUUCACCACAGAAAGCGAUGUCUGGAGCUUGGGGGUCGUUUUAUGGGAAAUCUUCACCUAUGGCAAACAGCCAUGGUAUCAGCUCUCAAACAAUGAGGUGAUCGAGUGCAUCACUCAGGGCCGAGUUCUGCAGCGACCUCGUACGUGCCCAAAGGAAGUGUACGACUUGAUGCUGGGUUGUUGGCAACGGGAGCCUCACAUGAGGCUCAACAUCAAAGAAAUCCAUUCCCUCCUUCAGAACUUGGCCAAGGCUUCUCCAGUUUACCUGGAUAUUCUAGGCUAGAGCCUCCUAGCAUUUCCUCUUAUGGGCUGCGUGAAUGAAUGUGUUCAACGGCCGCUGAACUCCAUCAAAAUAUGUUCUUAACUCUGACAGUAGUAAUGACAAAGAUGCGGAGAAGCUUUCAAAGGGCAAGCAAUGUGCACUUCUCCAUCUGUAGACACAGUAUUGACUUUUUUGACAUUAUUGAAACGUAUCUCUUUUCUCUUUCUGUUUCUCUCUUUUUUUUCUCUCUCCUAUUCAAUCUGGCUUCUGCGUUAUUGUAACUCUGCAUAGACAAAGGCCUUAAAAACCUGAUCUGUUAUAUCAGCAGACACUCCAGAUUGCCCACCACAACUAACAAUGCCUUGUUGUACUCAUGCCUUUGAUGUGGAUGAAAAAAGGGAAAAAAAUAUUUGACUCGAACUUUGUGACUUCUGCUGUACAGAUACCGGGAGUUCCUCUUGAUUCACCUCUACUUUUUUUGCUUCGGCGUGUGGGUGGAAAAAGAAGAUUGGUGUUCUCUAUGGGAAGCUUAUUUCUAGUUGAGAUAAAGCCAGAUAGAAAGAAAACAGCAUUGUGUGAUCCACUAUAUGGAAGAACCAUGGGAUUAGAUGGCAUCCAACCCCGCUCAAAACACUGAAAUGAUUUAAUGGAAGGAAAGGAUUCUGUGCUUUCCUCUGGGAGCCUGUCUGAGGAGUAAAGGGAUUGUUUAAAGAGUGUGCUUGGUUAGCAUUUUUCAUCAUCACAUCCAGUACUAUGGUCUAUGGUAAAAAGAAAAAGAUGCUUCCUGCAUUGCACUAGAUUACACAACACUAUGAUAAGCUAAAUACAAUCCCUCAACUUGUCUUAGAGUAGGAUAUUGUGAUAGCACUGGUAUAAAAGUGUUCUCCAGCUAGCCUUUGGUAAUACAGGCUGAAGCUAGGCUGAUUAAUGUACAGUGUGCAUUUCAGGGUCAAGUGUUGAAGCUGAGGACUUUGAUCAGACAAGACAAGCUGUAGAUACUGUGCUUGUCAGGCAGCAUAUUCCUACUGCUCUCCCUCUCCAGUCCCGUUUUUUCACUGUGCAAGCAAAAUUGUGCAUGGUCUUCGUCGAUUAAUGCCCUUUGUGCAGAAACUAUUGCUCAUCUUGUUGUACACCCUAAUAGGAAUAGCAAAUCCAUAAAGGUAUAACAUAUAUUUAAUUAGAGGGAGCUAAUGGAGGUCAUUAGCUACAUUCAGAUGUCUUUACAUUGUUACAGAUAUGAUACUACGCAAAUAAUCUAAAACAUGGAAAUAGUAGAUUAUGUUUGAGCCAUGGCAGGGGAUGAUAGAAUUAAGGCCCUGGAGACAGCUAGGUGUGAUCUUGCGGUUAUCACUUGACAUUAUAGCAUAUAGACCCUGAGUUCAGCACCAAUUUCUGGUUGAUAUAGUGGUGUCAUUCCCAGCAUCCACUGUUCUGUAAUUUAUUUAUUUCUGGUUGGAAAGGCAUUGUGUGCGUACAGUAUAUGCAUGACCACUGUGCUGAUG